This is a messenger RNA of Fusarium fujikuroi IMI 58289, 765 nucleotides long. RefSeq lists its product as uncharacterized. The record is from RefSeq and is a predicted model, not a curated record. Bases 1 to 765 code for a protein of 254 amino acids. NCBI's taxonomy places the organism in Eukaryota, Fungi, Ascomycota, Sordariomycetes, Hypocreales, Nectriaceae. The transcript has 2 exons.
AUGGCGACUCGACGAUUGCUUGCCAUACUGGCAUUUCUAUCCUUCCAUCACGUGGUGACCGCUGCAUUCACGAACCCGCCACCGAGCGACUCUAGCAUAAAUAACCCUCACUAUAAGCUGGGGGAGGAGAUCAAGAUCACUUGGGAGACGGAUGCGGAGUUUACUGAUCUUACGAUGUGGCAAACCGAUACUGGGAAGAGAUACAACCUGCAAUCAAACAGCAAAUCGAAGGAGUACAUAUGGAUCGCAUCAUAUCAAGGCAUCGACCCCGCGGACGGAAACUCUUUUAGUCUCUGGCUUUUCAAGACUGGCGACACAGGGGCGCUUUUUGCGAGUCAUACAUUCAACAUCACCGAUCCCUCGUCCGCAACAACGUCAGCGCCAACGGGUACGCGAACAAACAAACCGAACACCAAGACAAAGGCCAGCGAAGCAAGUGAGACGGAGACGACUGCGGCAACUGCUUCGUCGACAAAGGAGCCGUCGUCUGGGCUAUCUACGGGUGCAACCGCCGGAGUGGCAGUAGGCGCUGUCGCUGGAGCAUUUCUCAUUGCUGGUGCUGGGUUCAUGCUCUGGAGAAGACGGAGGAGCAAUAAGGCUGUACCGUCGACAAUCACGGCAGAAGAAGCACCGAAAUAUGGAUAUGCACCGGUCGAAGCACCGGGUGAUAACGCUGCGAGGCAUGGACCGUGGGAAAUGGGAGGGUCGCCUACGCACUUCACCCAUGAAUUACCAGCUGACAGCACGGUACAGCAUCGAAUAUGA